Notodromas monacha is the source of this 411-nucleotide messenger RNA. NCBI's taxonomy places the organism in Eukaryota, Metazoa, Arthropoda, Ostracoda, Podocopida, Cyprididae. The record is from the annotation of a GenBank genome assembly.
AUGGCUUGUGCUGCUGAACCAAUGACCGAAGAAGUUUCCUCCUUGGAAGAGGAAACUGAAGCGGUUAGGUUCGACGCGAAUGAGUUCUUCAGCCAGAUGAACCGACUGAUGCGGAAAGGUCUACAUGAAGCAGCAGUCAGACUUCAAAGGACGCUGGUGUUUUUUUUUGUUGUUGUUGUUGUUGUUGUUGGUGACAUGUUUGCCCCUGUUGGUAGGUUGAUGUUUGGGCGACACCUGCCUGACAUUAAAGUACGGCCCGCCGACGGUGAGACCACCGAGGCCCGAUGGGAGCCCCACAAAAAGCGCGGUUUUGCUAAGUGUAGUAAGAGUUGGCAAAUCAUCCUUGACUCUGAUGUGAUUAGAGACGGAUACGGAGAGGGAGAGAGAGAGACAGAGUGGGUACCAACCACA